Homalodisca vitripennis (glassy-winged sharpshooter) is the source of this 3698-nucleotide messenger RNA. RefSeq lists its product as uncharacterized. The coding region runs from base 165 to 2672 and encodes 835 amino acids. The record is from RefSeq and is a predicted model, not a curated record. Gene Ontology annotation, cellular component: plasma membrane. NCBI's taxonomy places the organism in Eukaryota, Metazoa, Arthropoda, Insecta, Hemiptera, Cicadellidae. The transcript is spliced from 18 exons.
UGGGGACCUCUGCGCGGACCGCACCCCGUGCUCACCUGUGACCACCGUGAGUGACAUUACUGGUUUGGACUUUACCUUAGGAUACUAUGUUAGGUAUCAGGUUUUUAUGGACAGGCCACGGAUGAAAAUGUUGUUCAGGGUUUGUCCAAGUGAAGAGCUUUGAAAUGUCGGUGCUGGUGGUGACUGCACUUAUCUUGGUGCACUUUGUGGAUGCUCAGGUGAACUGGACGCCGAUAUUUGUGGAUGGCACGAAUCAAGUGGACAUGUGGACGGCCAAAUCGAAGGGGUGCCGCUGCAGUUUUGACUCCUCUCGGCAGGACUGUGCCUGUUGUGUCAAAGAAGGCGGGUGUUCCUGUGGCGUCCAGUCGCCCAACCGCUGUGGACAGUGCGGCCUGCAAGAUCACUGCACUAGCAUGUGCAACAUAACACUGGACGCCAGAAUUCUGCAGGCAAAGUCUGGAAAGACCUACGGACAGAUCAAGUCACCGUCUGUAGAGGGCCCGGCGUUCUGCUGGUACAGGCUGUUACCGGACUCUGGCCAGAGGGUGGAGAUACAGAUAUACCGGUUGGUCAGUGUGGGACGCUUCAAUGGCACCAGUUGUGAGUCCGGCUUUGUACAGCUAGUUGACGGGAUGGAAUCAAUUCCCAGAACUAGUGAAACACAGAUCUGUGGUGGCAACGACCGCUACUCGCCUCCCGUCGUUUUGUUCGGAGACAAGGGUCCAGCGUCCCUUAUUUUCUAUAUUAGCGAACCAACCUUGCGGUCUCAGUUCCUGGCAUAUUACAGUUUCACAGCAGCCAACAACACACAGGGAGUCGGCUUUCAACCCCACGGUGGUCGCAGAGUGGAGAACACAGAUUGUGACUGGCUGUAUCAGGACUUUUCAUGCAAGGAGCCAGAUACGUGCAGACUAGCCAGUCCUGGAUACCCAGGAGUCUACAGUCCCAACAGGGUCUGCAAGUUUCACAUCACGACGAGUUCUAUACACACUAGGGUCAGGAUCAAAGUCGUUGUCAUGAAUCUUCCACACAACCAGUGUAACUCAGACUAUGUGAGCAUCCACCAAGGCUCCACCACAACCAGUCCUGUACUGAAUACUUUGUGUGGCAACAAGCGCCAGGAACUUGUAUAUACCGGACCCAACCUGCUUAUUGCUUUUAAGUCUGGACCAUCUGCACCUCCCUACGAUUACAAUGGUUUUCUAAUAACCCUGGAGUUUUGGGACAAGGUGACGACGACUACGGAAGCCGUUCUUCUAGGAUUACCUAUGAGACCAACUGAUCAGACCGUCAUGAGCGAUGGUUCUCAGCACGCCAGUGUGCGUCCGGCAUGCGAAACCAUCUUCUACAGCAACAAUUCAAAGUCUGGCCAUUUCGACUCCAAGAGCCACGACUGGCACCAGAACUGCUCCUAUGUGUUUCUCGGUACUCAAAGUGAAGUAGUUCAUUUAUCCCUUUUCAACUACAAGUUAAAGUCGCUCUCUUGUCAGUCUGUAAUAGAAACUUACGACGGAGUGACGAUCGACGCCUCCAAGCCCGUCACCAGGAUUUGCAGUCCAAUCACGAGGCACGCUAGAGACCCUACUGGCAGAUUUCAGAGCCAGCAAACAUUCAUGUCCACAGGGAACGCGAUGACUUUGUUGCUACGGCGUAUGCCACCUCUCACUCCGAACUCUGAGCCAGAAUUCCUGGAUGGAGCUUUCCAUUUUCACAAUGAACAAGUUUCGGGGACUCUGCAGCCGGACACCUUAUGCAGCUCUGACUAUUACGGACUCAGCAGUAGUCCCAGGGGUCACGUGACCAGGCCUGGCCAGGAACCCAUCUUCUGGAAUAUCGACGGUCCUCUGGAAUGUUCCAAGAGAUUCAUUCCAGCAGUUAAUCAGAGCAUAUCUUUACAGAUCACUCUGAUACGCCUGUCGCCAGACCUCCACUGCCACACAGAGUGCGGUGACAGCAGCUGUCGCUGCGUCGUCAACUCCAAGCCUCUGUCGCAGAUUGAUCAUCUCAAAGUCGUGACAGAGUCGGGUUUACUUGUCGCCUGCCUCUGCGGAGAUUUCCAGCAGGAAUGGCUACCGGUGGGUCUUCGCAGCUGGUCUCCAAUUCGCCUGAUAUACUACGUGGCUCACUACAGCUGGGAGUCUAAAGGCUUUGAGUACACGGCUGAUUACAAGUUUAUCUCAGAUUCCUAUUGUGGACACCACACCACGACUCAGCAUACAGGUUUUAUAGAGUCUGGCAACUUGACUGAGACUGGUCAGCUGAAUCACUUCUUCCAUCAAACCUGCACUUGGCUACUCGACUCUCACGUGGAGAGGCAGCUGACCAUCCAGCUGGCCAGCAAUCAGAACCGUCCUUGCUCAGCCUGGAACUUCACGAUACAUGAGUAUGCUGAAGACGGACCUGAGAGGACAGGCAAAACCCUCUACAACUUCUGUCCUCGACAAAAGAUAGCCAACUAUUCGCUGCCCUUCCAGUUGAAUGUUGUUGUCAUCAAGCUCACGGCUAUGUCGUCGAUUCCACCAGAGUUCCAGAUAAAAUGGCGGUCCCAGAUAGUACGUGCGAACACGCGCACAGCGGUGUCUGUGCCCGUCAUGUCCUCCCAGGCGACAUGUGUGUCUCCCGUUACCAUGGCAACGGUGUUACUGGGUGUGCUGAGCGCCACUUACAGAUGAGCGGUCACCUCUGAGGCGCAGGUGUAAAUAGCACUGUAAUUAAAUGCAUUGGAAGUCUGAGAGUGUUUGUCAAACCACAUAUCGCGGAGUAGUAGUGAACAGGCCUUUCCUAACCUGUGGCCCUUCACUGCCUUGAUGAAACUACCGAUAAAUUGGUAAUCAUUUGUUUUUUACUAUCUUUGGAGUAGAAGAAAUAUCGCUAUAAUGUAAACUAUGUAGCCCCAAAAAGGACUUCUUCUAGGUAUGCGAUUAAAAUUUAAUGAUAAUUACUGAAAUUCUUAAUAUAUAGAUCAGCAUCAAUGUAUUUGUACCUUAAAAUCUUAUUAUAAAGUCAAGAAUAACCAUUAUUAAGAAUGAUAAUGAUUAUGUUGGGAUAUAUACUCAUAUAACACUCAUCAAUAAUGUCUCAGAAGGGCCUAACAGAUAUUCUAAAACACUGCCCGAGUUUUAUAAAGACGAAAUAUAAUUGAAGUAAUAACCUUGCUAAAGUGUAAUAUACUCCUUUGCAUAACGAGUAGUAUAGUAUAAAAUAGCCACUAUCUGAAGUCUAGUAGUGAAGAAAAUGCACACGAUUAUGAACUUGAAGUUUCGACACAUAUUUGUAUCUUACUAGAAAGAAGUGUUUGAUGUAUCUGUGGUAAUUUCAUCACGGUCGCUACUACGCCACACCAUGCUCAAUCGUUUCCUCUCUAUGUUCGUCUCAUAUACUUACGUCCACAAUAUACACAUUUAUUUUUUACACGUUCAGUGUUACAUGGUGUACCGUGUGUUACAUGUGACCGAGACCUAAUGGUGUACCUUGUGUUACAUGUCAUUAAGGUGGACUUAGCGUAGUCGGAUCAGAUGGUGCUAUUUUAGAGGUAGGCUAGUCUAGGUGCUGAUGGCGUAGCCAGGGAUUGCUGCUUACUAACCUGUGCAAGCCUUGUUACACCAGUCGUUACAUUUGUUUUGUUUUCUUUGUUAUCUCCUAUCGACCUUUAGUAUAUAUGUUACCAAUUGUAUACAAGUAAUAAAAUGUUUUCUAUA